Botrytis byssoidea is the source of this 819-nucleotide messenger RNA. RefSeq lists its product as uncharacterized. Lineage: Eukaryota; Fungi; Ascomycota; Leotiomycetes; Helotiales; Sclerotiniaceae. The coding region runs from base 1 to 819 and encodes 272 amino acids. The transcript has a single exon. The record is from RefSeq and is a predicted model, not a curated record.
AUGUCCGAUAGAAAGAAGGAAUUCCGCCAAGGAGCUUCCUGCAAACUCCAUCACACGAACUUGUCUUUCCAAGAAGAUCUACAGCCAUCUUUCGGCCCAUCGAGAUCACCCCAUCCGAACCGACUUUGCCCUCCUCGACAUACAGGCUCCUGCUUUGAAUCACCAAAUGCAGAUGAUUCAUAUACUUAUCUGAGAGACUGUUCCAAACCGGAAGACUUUUCGCACCAUAACAGCAUUUUGCCGCCACGACGUAUACGAUCUUUUUUUCGAAAGAAGAAUCAAGAUGAUUCACACAAUUCUCUUAGAGCGUGUGACGAAGAAUCAGUGAUCGAUGAUGAUGCUCCAGGACCGCGCAUUGCUAUAGUCAUCCCAAAUGCCGUCAAAGACAAUGAUCAACGACAUUCGCACACCCAAGUUCAAGAUGAUAUCCAUUUCCCACUGCCAAUCCGUACGGAACAUCGUCGAAAAGAUUACCGCAUCAGUCAGAACGACGAGAGAGAAAAUGUACCACGGCCACCAUCUUGCUCCGCAUCUAGUAACCCCAGUUGCCCAUCUCAGAAUUCAUUCUACGACAGCUCCAAUGACCAGAUUGUUCUAUUGACUGAGAUCCAUAGACUUCAUGAACGAAUUGAUUUGCUAGAGAGCAAACUUCAGGGAAAUGUGAGAACGACAGCUUAUUGUCGAUGCAGUUGCCAUAGGUCAAUACGACCUAUGACGCCUUCACCGGAUAACUUUUGGCAACGAAACGAGCCAGAACUAUUUCCAGACCCAAGAAACGAUUGGGAUGAGAGUGGUGAGCCUGGUUGUUUUUCCGCAUAG